GACCUGCCUCCUGCUUCAUCAACGCCGAUAAUCACCUUGAAGAGACUUUCAUCGACUUCAAGGACAAAGAACAAACUUAACUGGCGCAGUCGGCAGGAUCGGCGAGAUCUACAACAUCAAAUACUGGACCAGUGGUGAGAAGAUCAAGUCAUUCAACGGCCACCUCCUGCAACUUCGAGAAGACCCCAAAGCAGCCAAGUCCGGCACCGUGGAGGAGAUCCGGAAACGGCAGUGCAUUCAGCAACGGGUGAGCAGGAUUUCUUGCGUCUUUCUCAAGUUGGCAUGGCAGUUGGUGUGUAGAGCUCUUGGUGAGGACACGCGGGGGCGCAGAGACAAUGGAGUCUAAUGGAGUUGAGGGUGCGACUGUGGCGGAAAUGGAUCGGAAUCAGGAGUUAUCAAAUGACGCUAUUCUAAAUUUUGAUAACUCAAAUGAAGUGAGAGCACCCAAUCAGAGCCCGGAAUUAUCGCAGCAGGUAUCUCAGCCUUUGCAAAUUCCAAAUGAUACAAGAAUGCUCGAGCUCGAAGUUCAAAAGCUUCAACUUCAGAUUGAGUACGAAAGGCUGUUGCCGACAAGGACGAGUGCUGAAUGUCUCAAUGAUUCGUUGCCGAGCACUGGGUCUGAGUUGGGCGAUCAGAGGCGGAUGGGUUUCGAUUCCAUCGAGCAAUGCGCAAAAGUGCUGAAAGGGUUCCGCCUGCCGUGUGAUGCGGAUGUACCAUUAUGGUUUGAGGAAGUAGAAAAACUUUUUGCUACGUACAGGGUACCGUAUGAGAGUCGCAUGCAUCUGGUCAUGCCAGCGCUAACUGAACGCAUUCGCUACCUACUGCGUAACCUCAACCAGGAAGAGAGUACAGAUUACAAGUCAGUUAAAGAGGCAGUGUUGAUGGAACUGAAGCUUUCUCCGGCGGAGUAUCUACUGAGGUUUGAGAGAGCAGUGAAGCGUAAGGAGGAGAUGUGGUCACAGUUCGCGUCGCGAGUGAAAACGUAUUUCUCUUACUACCUCCAAGUGAGAGGGGCCGACACUGUAGAGGUGAUGGCAGAACUCAUGGUAGCGGAUCGUAUAAAAUCGGGCCUUGGUAUAGAGGGUCUCGAGUACGUGAGGCUACGAGAAGGCGAGGGAUGGCUUAAGCCACCUGAGAUCGCCAAAGUGCUACAAACGUUUGAACAAGUGAAAGGCAAAGGGUACGCUUCAAAGCCGUCAGCGGCAGACAUGGGGCAAGGGAUGCCCCGAGUAGAGAAAGGCGCCCUCAAAUGUCACUUGUGUCACAGCUCGGGCCAUUUGGCUAAGGAUUGCCCGAAAUCUAGCGAUAAGAUAAAUCAAUCAAAGAGGGCCAUCGAGCCAAGGCAGAGGGUACAAAAGGUGGCGAUUGCCCACGAGACGGUAGGUGAGAUACCUGAGGGAAGUGAGAUUCCUGAUGGAAUCCUUACUGCAAAUAUAAAAGCCGUGAGACGCAACUGUGAAGGGAUGACUAAAGUACAGUUGAUUCCUAUCUCAUGUGGAGAUGUAUCCACAGUUGAGAUUAUGGAUACAGGGAGUGAAAUAACUGUUAUACGGGAGAAUCUGCUUUCGAAAAGUCUCGUGGAGCAGUGAGGCAUGGUAAGAUUGGUGUCUGCUUUUGGAAAAAUUAUCCAGGCAAAACUGGCUACGUUGCCGGUAAGGUUAAAUAGCCCGAAUAUGGCUGCGGAACCCUAAAACGUCGACCUACUCUGUGCGUUGACUAAUGAGCUCAUCGAGGGCACGGAUUGUUUGUUGACCCAUGAAGAUUUGGAACUUUUGUUGAAGGCCAACAGCUCUGUGCCAUCCCGUGGAGCACCGGCCGAGCCUGUCCAUGCGUUAGAACAAUCAAAUGAGCCGGUAAGCCGGUGAAAGGAGUUUCGUAGGGUGCAGCUAGCUAACUCUACCCUAGAAAAGGCUGAGCUGAAAGCCAGUCCAGAAAAGUGUCAAGUUGCACAAGCCCACAUUCAUCGCCUCGGGCAUAUUGUCGGCUCAGGGACGCACGCACCAGAUCUAGAAAAAAUAGAUGCAAUUAAGAAUCCGGUUUCACCGUGCACCAAAAAGAAACUACGCAGCCUGCUAGGACUGUGUGGCCACUAUCGCGAGCACGACCGAGGAUGUGCAGAGGUGGAGAACCGGCUCACGUGGUUAGCAGAGGAAGUGGCACCCAAUCAGAUACGUUGCUUGGAGGAAGCUCAGACGGCAUUUGAGGUUCCGAAACUUUCCCUCUGCGAGUCCGUGGCACUCAGCACUCCGGAUCCAUUUGAGCCCUACUGGCUUUUCACAGACGUAUCAGCUAUGGCUCAUGGAAGCCAUCGUAAUAAUAUAGUGCCAUGCCAACUGGAUGGGCGUGAACGUUCCUGCUCACCUGGCGCUGUAUAUUGUGGACUUUGAGAGUGCCGAUCCAAGACACAGAGACACUAGAGUGCUCUUAUAGCUUGGAACUGCAAUCGUGUGCUUAAUUGUUUAUUGACAUGUAUUGUGUAUUUCUCUUUCCUCUCUUCUUGAUUUGUUAUUUUGCGGGUUGGUUUGUUGUUGUUCAUCUAAUUAGGCCAUGGUGUGGUUAGAAAGUUUGAUUACGCAAUCGCAGCAGUGAUUUAUCGUAUCACUGAGCAAAAAUCAGCCCAGUAUACUCUUUAGAGGGGACGUGUUAGGCCGCGCUUCUAUCGAACAUACAGAUUGGGCGGUGUAGGGCUGCAUGAUUGUUUUGUAUAUAUUGUCGCAGUGCCACAAAUUGCCCACGUGUUUUAUGAAUAGGGAGGCGGUCACUCCCCAGCGCGUCCGGGCAGCAACCGUUUCUGUUUUUGAGGGGUCGAAUGGCCCGUGUGGUGCCGGGUGACGAGUCGCGGCGCGCGCCGGGGGGGGCGCGGUGUGGAGGACGGAUUCGGAGAACGCGGUCUUGCGCGCACUGGGUUGGCAUUCCGCCGAUGGUCAUAAUAGGUCAACGCGGACAAACCUCAAGUGGAACGGCUGUACGCGGUGUUGUGGCGCCGGCCUCCGAGUCCCCUGCGGGCUAGAGACGGCGUCGAGGUUUAUGGCCUAGCAUUGUUGACCAUGUGUUGUGCGUACGGAGCGGGGGUCCACUCCUCUACGCGUCCGGGCGGCAACCACGUGUAUCUUGUUUUGAGCACUGAGAAAAGCCCGCGUGGUGUCGAGUGUCAGCUUGCAGUGCGCGCCAUAGAGGCGCAGUGCGCAUGCGAGGAUCGCGUUCGAAGAACCUCGUCUAGAAAACACCGGGUCCGAAUGCCACCAACGGUCACUAUUUUUCCGCGCGGAAAAACCUUCAGGGGGGACUGCGGUACGCAGUGUUGUGACACCAGCCCCCGAGCCCCCUGCUGGCCAGAAACGCCACCGAGGUUUGAGAUGGCCUAGCAAUAAAUUGUGCGUGCCUGGCGUGUUUGCUCAGGCCGUCACUGACCACGUGGAAAUAGCAGAGGGAAACGGAGUUGCGGAAAGAAGGAAAGCAGGGUUGUUUUCCAAUACAUUUACUUUUAAUUGUAAGCCCAUCCCUUUGGGUUGUGGCUUAAGAAACUUUCAGCUCUCAUUGGCAAUUGCUUCCGUGGGAUGGGCUAACGGUCCUACCGCCCUUUUUCUUUCUCUUUCAUCUAUAACAAUCGAGACGAGGUGCUUGUUCCUCAGUCUAGGCUGUAAUCACUAAACCUGAUAGAUCAGUAAGACUCCGUACGAUAGAAUGCUAGUCUGGGCCGUAACCACUUAGUGGUAGAACAGUGAGACUCGGUUGGUCGUAUGUAGUGACAGUUGUCCUAGGCUCUAACUUAAGAAAAGUAGAAGAGUAAGGCGCUGUUUACUUGUGUGUUUUGAAUCAGUGUUGUCUUGCUAACUCUGCAUUUGUCUGUGUAAAUAUUUUCGUUGCAAUAUAUCCUCAAGUUUUGUUACCUCCAACCUGCCUCCUGCUUCAUCA
Molecule: messenger RNA, 3915 nt
Organism: Dermacentor silvarum
Lineage: Eukaryota; Metazoa; Arthropoda; Arachnida; Ixodida; Ixodidae
Exons: 1
Coding region: 336-1589 (417 amino acids)
Molecular function (GO): zinc ion binding; nucleic acid binding
Source: RefSeq, a predicted model, not a curated record